Messenger RNA from Gamsiella multidivaricata, 1124 nucleotides. RefSeq lists its product as uncharacterized. The transcript has a single exon. The record is from RefSeq and is a predicted model, not a curated record. Lineage: Eukaryota; Fungi; Mortierellomycota; Mortierellomycetes; Mortierellales; Mortierellaceae. Bases 214 to 957 code for a protein of 247 amino acids.
UUUUUUUUCUUUCUUUCUGCUAUAAAAGGCCUCAUCCUCACCACCUCUCCAUCGCAUCACCCAGCUCUUCCUCACCACUCCUCUCCACACCAACUCAACCCUCUCCGCUUUCGGACAAAGCACACUCACUCCGCCUUUCUCGCACACUCACAAGGCCUUGAUCUACCUGAUCUCCUAUCCAGCCAACCCACAGCCCCCAACGCGCCAUCAAACAUGAUCUUCUCCACCCUCUCCAAGGCUUCCCUCGCCCUCAUCGCCACCUCCAUCCUCCUCAUCCUCACCCAAUCAGUCGAGUCGCACUCGUACGUCGACUGCGUCGAUUGGCGCUUCUCGGACCCUAAGAACAAGUCCUGGUCCGAUAAGCACGGUAAAUGCAUGGGCUAUGCUCGUCGCUUCCCUCUGAAGGCCAAGCCUUUCGCCAAGCUCGAUUCCGAUGACCCCAACCGCCACUACCAGCAGUCUCACAAGGACCCCGACCACGCCUUGCCUUGCUCCGACGGCAAGCAGGGUGAGGAACCCGGUGCUAAUGAGCAGAGAGGCAAGACUUUCGAGGCCCCCUACACAGGAGUUGACCAACAUGGCCGCAAGGUCGGUCAGAUGACUGUCGUCAACGCUGGCAAUGAGCUCUGCAUUCGCUGGCCUGCCAAGAACCACGCUGUCCCCGACGAGAAGAAUGAGCCCGUGACCAUUGGUUUGUCCGGACCCAACCCCGCUAAGGACCCCACGCAGCAAGAGUUCUUAAAAAACAUUAUCAACAAAUUGAACUACAAGAACUGCACUGACAAGGGAAAAGACACCGACAUCUGGCCAUGCGGCGGUUGCUUCAAGGUGUCCGAGAAGCUCAAGCCUGCCAUUUACACUAUGCAGUGGCGCUGGAUGCUUAACGGCGAUAGCGGCAAAGAGUAUUAUACAAGCUGCGCUGACAUUAAGGUCUUGGCCAAGGGCGCGAAGAACUAAAGCAGUCUUUAAGCCUUGAUACCCUUUUCCCCGCCGUUUUUUUCUUUUUUCUUCAUCUUCUCUUUUUUGCGCGAAGCGCUGUGCGCGAGUCAAAAGUAGAAAGUGCCAUUAACAUUAGAAAUUUCUCAGCUGUACCAUACAUUCAAUAAAAACGAUAUCCACCACAA